AAAUGUUCGACUAAACCAGCGGCUACAACAAAUGCCCGAAUAGUACGUCAUGUAACAUUCCGCUUUACGUCUUCAUUCCGACCAUGACUCACUUAACUCUUCUCUGUCUUAUUUUUCUUUCUUCUCCAAAAAUUCUCAAGUUUGUUUUCGGGUCUGAUGUGCCAGGCGAUUGCUUGAAAGACGGCACCUGUGAAAAGGAGCAAGGAAAUCACGAGAAAGAAAAGUACAGAGCAAAAGGUAACGAUUGCUUUUUAAAGCUUUGAUGAAAUCAAAGGUUUGAACAAACUUGAAAACACCUGAUUAUUAAGCCUGUAUACAUUAACGUAUCAUAAGUGCUUUUUCUGAGAACUUAAGUCUGUUACUUUUUUACAGACAACGUGUGUGCGUUUUAGUGAUGAUCAUUUUAAAAAAGACAAGCUUAUAUGGUAUCGAUCCAGUGGCAAAUCCAAACCUUCAGAAAAGUGGGGGGCCGGUAAUCCAGAUCCUGAGAUAAGGAGGGGGCCCGGUCUCCAAAAAAUUAUAAGGGGAGGGGCGGGCCCCCUGGGCCCCCCUCCUGUAGAUCCACCACUGCAAUCACACCACCCUCUGGCCCUAGGCCUGGUCCAGUAUAAUUUUUGCGGGCGACAAGAGGAGCCCACAAACCUAAUCUCCAGGUUGUUAUUACGCAUGCGUCACAUGUAUGUGGCCAGCAUUCAUUUGGGCUUCCACUAAGAAUGAAUGGAAUGCACACGACGUAAUUUGAUCACGCGUGUUUUGACCUUCUAUCCUCGUAAUCAGAUGUUGCGUGUUUUGACCAACUGUCAUGUGAAACUUUCGCAAAGUACAGCGUUGGAGCAAAAGCGUUUGGACCUCUGAUCGGUGUCGCCUGCAUUUCCUAACCUUUGGUUAUUACUAGUAAUUAAGCUUAUUGUUAUAAUUUUCAUCAUAAUUAAGUCAGACCUUCCAAUUUUCACGGUUUGACCUUGAGACUCCCUGGGUUUGGGCAGUCAACUCAUGGUCUCACAAUUUAGCCUCCAAAUCUCAUGGUGACACAGAAAAUUGCCAGACAAUUCCGGUAGGAAUGGCUUGAUAUCAAAAAAACUGUCAUCAUAAUAGACAAAUAUUGUAUCAAUUUAAUUUUGGAGGGAAACCUGUAUCCAAUUCCAACCUCAUUCCUGUAAAAUGUAGGUUCGCUAAGGUCUGUGGGAAAACCCUAAUAGCAUACUCACUUGGCUACUUGCUGUCCUAUCGACCUGAAUAGUAAAACAGAAUCUUCUCAUUACUCCCAAAAGAGCAACAAGGCAGUAAAACAGAGACCACUGAUAGGGUAAAGAAUACCAUGACAAUUUGAAUAAUCUGCCUUUUUAGUUUUAUUUGAAAUAUUUUCGAAAUCUCCAAGUUUGAGAUCCCAAUCUCUAGGUUUUUGGGGGCUUUUUUCAAACACUCCAGAUCUGCAUGGUUCAGGGGUUGGAAGGUCUGUUAAUUAACAAUCAUUGCAUAAGGCCAUGUGAAAAAUUGCACAGAUCGAGGGGGCUGUUAUCCACCAAGGCUCAAGGCUGAGGUGGAUAACAGCUUUUGAGAUCUGCAUAAUUCUUCAUAUCAAAUGAACAUCAAAUUUAAUAAUAAAAUAAUUGUAUUACAGUCAAACUGGGCAAUCUCAGGUACCACUCCCAGUGAUUAAAUUCUUGUCUUGAGUUCAUUCUAGCUACAGCUUGCUCAAACAACAACUAGGUAAUAUCUUGGUCCAAGAAACUUUGAUUAAAUUUUUUUACACAGGCAGCAGACUUGCCUUUACUGGUUACAAGCCUGUCAUUAGUAGCGAUAACUUUGUCAAAUGCUUGUAUUUUUUGUCUGUAUUUAAAUUAGAAUCUUGGAAAACCUACCUUUCCAAAAUAGAGAAAGCCACAUCUCAAUAUACAGACUGCACAAACAAGAAAUGUGCCUGCUACAGUGAUGUCAUUGAUGAUGAUUUGAGAGUUUGGAGGGACAAGGGAGGAAUAACAAAGAGCGAUUUUGAUGAAGCUGCAGGCCGUGGAGUCCAUUAUCAAAUUAUUAAUCAUAAAUUAUACAGAGAAAAGGACUGCAUGUUUCCAUUCAGGUCAGUUUAAAGUCAUCAAAGGAUAAUUUGGGUACAUGCUUAAGUGAAUUCAGUCUCCAUGUAGAUUGGCAAAUGGACAAUGACAUACAAUAAAGAGUAUGUAUAUUCCGUUUUCUGGGACCAUGGCAGGAUUAGCUCAGUUGGUAGAGUGCUUGUCUGCAGAGCAGUGGGUUGCAGGUUCGAUUCCCAGGGCCGGACCAACACCCCGAGCCUUAAGAUAACUGAGAAUUGAAGGUACUCCCUUUGCACUGCAAGCGGCUAGACCUUCACAUGGCUGCGAUGAUCACUCAUGUAAACUGGCGGUCCCGUCUCCAGCUGGAGAUGUAAAAAUAGUAUCCCCAAUUAGUACUUUUGUGCAAAAUACCUUGACACUCAAAUAACAUGCAUUUUUUUUAUAUAAUGAGAUUGACAUCUGUUAACAACACUAUUUUCUAUUGUUUUCGUAAUUUUUUAUGCCGAAAUACAACGUUACAGUUGGCCAAUGGUAAAAUCUAAGACUUGCAGAGGCAUGGUGACCAAGUGGUUUAAAGCUCUGACUUAAGAUCUCUGGUCCUUGAAAACGUUUUUGCUGUCUUGUUUCCUUAGACAAGAAAUGCUACCCCACUUUGUCUUUGCUAACCAAAGUGUGCAAACCAUUUGAUAUACUCCUGUUGCAGCCCUUUUAUAUACCACCUUUAACUGAAAACGUACCGCUAUUGUAUAUCUUCUAUUGACAAAUUUAAAUGGUACACCUUUCUCUAACCUAGUUGCUGUAAAUGUGCUGUGUUUUAGAUGUGAAAAAAUCAUAAAACCAGAACAUCUUCUGUUAGCCCUUUUGGGCGUUUUUACAGGCCAAAAUGACCAGAUUCUCCUACCAUUUAAUCAUAUACUUCAACAAGUGAAAUACCUACCUUUUCAUAUAAGGCUUGAAAAGCUUCACCUUUAAGGUGGAGCCUUUAUAGAGAGUAACCCCCCUCCCCCGGCUCUGCUCAAGACUAGCAUCCCAGGCCAUACAGGGGGUAGAAGUAAAUACUACAUAACUAUAAGUGCUUUGUGUUACUAAAACCAAGUUAAGCUGUGGCAAUGGUGGACUGCCUUCACCUUGUUUUAUAUUUGUCACCUCUAAUUUAUAAGCUGUGAUAAUAUUGUUAUUUUCAGAUGUAAAGGAGUGGAACACUUUAUUUUGAAGAUGAUUGACAAACUUCCAGAUAUGGAGAUGAAGAUCAAUGUUAGGGACUAUCCACAGGUACGUGCUUAUCAUCCCGAGUCAAUCUUUGGUUUGACAAAAUAUCAAGCCCUAGGAUUUCAAAUCCCAUGGAUACCAUGCCCAGAGAUCAUGGGAAACCAUCUGUAACAAUUUUUUGGCUCCAUGAAAAUUCAUGGGAACCCACUGUUAUUUAAUCUUCUAAUGUACGGAAAUAUGUUGUUAAUCAUACCGGUACUUAAAAAUUAAAGAACAUUGAUUAGUGUGUCCUAUUAUUUACAAAAAAAACUUCAGUGUCUAUUAAAGUGACAGAAGAAAAUCAAUUUAAGUGUUAAAUGUGUGUACAUUAGUGUCUAAAGCUCCAGACUCCUCUUUGAUCCAACUGAAGAAGUAUACUCACUUGAAAUGUUCGCCACAGAUAGACCUAUUCGGCUAACUCAAUGUUGUACCCAAUUCAAAUCUCACAGGGUUAAGAUUCUUUGUGUAUUGUAUUUGCAUUAUAAUGUUGCAUUCACAUUUAAAUGAUAUGGAAUUUCCUGAAACAAAACGUUUUAUCCCCAAAGGGUUUGAAUUGGGUACAACGUUGAGUUAGGCGAAUAGGUCUAUGUUAUCCUUUCAUAAAGAGAUUUGGGCCCCAUCAUCAGUUCCAGGAUAUGUCACUGGGAAACUAUUUUUCGUUUCUGUUAUUUUAAGGUCAUGGUAACAAUAUUGUACCAGGAACUAUUGUUACCGUGAAAUCCUAGCUAGGGCUUGAAUAUCCAUACCUCAUAAGGGUACAAAGAAUUCCCCUCUAGUUUUCUGAGAUGGGAAAGCUUGUUUAUAAGUCAAACAAAUUAAUGAGUUAAAUUGAGUCAGGGUAUAUAAGUCAAGUCUGAGUUAAGUACUGAAAAUAGUGCUUAGGAUUAGCGCCCGAAAGAAACUUGAACUCUAGCACGUCCUUUAGGCAAGCAGCUCUGUUGUUUCGAUUGCCUGAGGCAACAACUUGCUUGUCUUAGUUGAUUUACUUGGAGGAUGACUUACCUGGACUCUUGCCCAUUGGGCAAAUGAGCUUUAAGAGUUACUUGCCCAACAACAAAAACUACUCAUCGUGGAUGACCAGACAAGGCUUUUUUCGAGCCCUGUAGGUUAAUCAUUGACAACAGUAAAGUUCAUACCAUAGGAUUUUGAUCACAGACUUACAGUUUCUACCUGUCCACUAAUUACGAGUUAGUUUCCAUCAUUCACUCGAAGGAAGUGUAUGGGUUACUUCACACAUAGUUAGUACUGUACUAACCACAUAAAAACAUGAAGCUUGGAUGCAUAAUUAUGCUCAACUGAAAUGGAUCUAGGGAAGUCUGCUGACUGAGAUGUUGAUUCUUUUCUCUGGUAGAACUCAAAGUGGUCAAAACCAUUGCCUGUGUUCUCUUUCAGUAAGGUAGGUAUUGUAAAGACUUUAGUUUCACGUGAAUCACGUCCCCUCCCCCCCUAUUGCUCGGCACGGGAGAUGGAGAAAUGCAAGGCAUUUGUACAAGAUAGCACUUCUUUAAAUAUAUGCAUCCUAAUAUUUACCGUAGUAGUAAGCACACAUGUUUGGGCUAUUGAGUCAGUAGUAUUCUUCUAGUAUAGCCAGCUGUUUUGGCUCACACUGGCAGUGCCCAAUACCCAACCAAAGCGAUCCUGCUCGCAGGCCGACAAACAUGCAUGACUUUUGUCCACCAUUCUAUGUCAUACACUGUUGACUUGAUAGAAUUUUGGACAUUUUUUUUCUUGUCUUUAGACAGCCAAUGAGUAUGACAUCAUGUACCCUGCUUGGACAUUCUGGGAAGGAGGUCCUGCUGUCUGGCCAAUUUACCCCACUGGACUGGGAAGAUGGGAUCUAAUGAGAGAUGAAAUUGAAAAGUAAGUUUUGCCGCGUUAAUUUUAGUCAAUGUAAAGUGAAAUAGUUACCCUGAUUUUUCUCUCUCUCCUCACGACUUCGCUGCUCGCUCUCUCUUUCGUGAGGAAGAAUUUCAAGGAAAGCCUCUGGGAGCAGGGUAUGAAAUAGUUGACAUUUGCCUAUCAGUGAAUUCUCAAGUAAGCACUUGAGCACCCCAUUUGAAUUCCUCAGUCUUCUAACUACCAAUAAUGAAAAUAGCAACUAGCCACUCCAAUGUCAAUAAUCCUUCUCCCACCUUAUUAUUUUGUGGUAAACAAAGCUGGAAUGACUCAAAAUAGAGACCCAAACGGCCUUUUUGGAACUAUAAACUCUAUAAAAAUGACACUGUGUGACAUGUAUCUUGAUUUGCUUAAAUACACUACAUGGUAGUCUUUGCAAGGAAUAAACACCCUCCGGGUCCCAUUUCUGAAUAGACUGCGAGCGGUUUCUCUUUUUCCUCAAAUUUAGCGAGGGGAGUCCACGCACGCGCGAGCGUCGAGAGACGCGGGAAACGAGGGCGGCAGUCACGCGCGUGGACAUUUGCGUGUCUUGGGCGUUUUGCUCAACGGACCAAGAAAAAAGAGAGACUGCUUGUAGUCCAAUUCCUGAAAGGCCUAUUAGAGCUAAUCCAUAGAAGCCUGUGUAGUAUGCGUUUCCGCGCAAAUUCGUUCUUGCUCCAACUUUCGCGCAGUAACUCGAUUGGAAAUGCUUGCUAUGCAGGCUAAAUCCACGGUUGGAUUUACCUUAGAUUGUUUACAGUGACUUCUCAUGUUGGAAUAAGGCUCAACGAAAUUUUAUAAGUUCCAGUUUCUUGUUUUCAUGGUUAUUUACAGGAAAGCUAAAGAGUGGCCAUGGGACAAAAAGCAACCAAAGGCAUUUUUCAGGGGAUCAAGGUAAGUUUGAAAUGCAUUCCUGGCAGACAUUUGUCAGCAUUGUCAGUGUUUGGACUUGUCGGGUUGCUCUUUUUUCUGCAAUGAUGGGUUGUUUUAAGUGUUUUCGGGGUAAUUCUAGGACUUAAAUUACCUGCAUAUCACGGGAACAUAUGUUGCAGAAAAGGCCAACUGCCGGUGAUAUCGUCUUGGGAAAGAGAUUAAAGCCCUGUUUAUAUGAAGAAAAGUUAUCCAAGGGAGAAGUGUCAUCAGCCUACCUGAACUACCUUGAGCGAGCCCAAUCAGCCAACUUUUCUUACAUUUUCUAACAAAAUGUGGCUGCGAAGCGUUUACUUGAGAAACAAAAAGUUGGCCCGCCUAGCCUAGUCACCCUUUUGUGUUGGUAGGGUCAUGCACCCUCCUAGCCGGGCCAACCUUUCUCGCCCAGCAGGGUUAACUCAGUCAAAGCGCGAAAGUAAGAGCACACACGAGCGCUGUUGGCUCCGGCAUAGGAAGGGCAUAGGUUUACCGGCAAAAAAUGUCGGAUUGGAUGACGCGCGACCACGUGACAUAAAGUAAUAAAUUCGACAUGGGCUUUGGUCUUAUCUACCCUGGGUACCGGAGGUUUUUUCUCGCGUGCUACGAGGAGCUUCGUCGGCCGCAGGCCGACUCGUCUUCAGCCGACCGCGAGAAAAAACUUUUCGCUUUUCGCGCGUGUCACUUUUUAAGACUUAACCGAAAUCGGAAACCGCGCAUGAAAAGCCUCUGGCACCCAGGGUGAGUCUUAUCAGACUUUAAGUCUGAUAAGUCCAAAGUUGCAUCCUGUAAGCCAAAGCGCAAACAUUAAUUGCAGAAAACGAAUCCCACAGGCAGGAACAGGCGAAAGAGAAGAAUAGUAAAAAUUCCAGACGAUUGAAAAAAUUGCCGUAUAGGACGUCUGAAACUCAUAAGCCGCAUUUUUUCUUCUUUCUUCUGGAAUAAACACACGAAAGACGACUUUGCCGCCAUGUUGAAUUUACUUUAUAUCACGUGGUCGCGCGUCGACCAAUCAGACAUUUUUCGGCCUAAAAAGCUUCAGAAUAUACAACUGACAGAUUGCUCUAACAGUAGAUUUAGUAAUUGGAUUUUUCCAGACGAUGAUUGCAACGCGUCUAAGUGGCGAGUCCAUAGAGCACUGUUCCAUACUCAAUUUAUUGUACUCUACAGGACAUCUUCUGAGCGAGAUCCACUGGUUUUGCUGUCACGUGACAAUCCACAGUUAGUUGAUGCUCAGUACACCAAAAACCAAGCUUGGAAAUCUGAUGCUGUAAGUUUUCAUGGAAGAAUUUUUCUUGCUGAUUUCCUCGCAUUUCUUAUAGCUGAAGUGUCCAUUCGAUAUAACAAUCCACUCCACAAGCCAACGGCUCGGUUAAACGAAUGGCAUUCUGUACCCCUGUUAUAUUUAAUUGUGCGAAACAAGAGCCCCGAUAAAUCCUACCCUCAUUAGAAAAGAACGUGGUUUUCAACCCCCUUUUAAAAAACUCUUCGCUAUGUCUGACUUCGACUUGUUUCAGUCAUGACAGACUGUGAUUUUAUUGCAUAGUAACUGUUGGUCUAGUCGGGGUGUGGAAAUAAUCAGUAAAGUUAGAGCUGUCACCUUUUCUUAAUCUUUUUUUUGGAGUCCCUUGUAAUGAGAGGGAGGGAGGUUGGAAGAGGGUGAGGAGGGAACUCACGUCCCCUUCUACUGUUGGUGAUACCCGCUCAAGUGAUCAGAUAACAGUCCCUUGAACAACAAAGAGGAAUGUUUUCCCUUUCCUUAUCGAUUCCAAGGUUUUUUAGAUUGUUAGUCAUACUCAGUCAUGAGAGCUUAUUUUCUGUUAAGUAUGUGUAUUUGUUUUUUUCUGAAUUUUGUCUUAUAGGAUACCUUGCAUGCUCCUCCAGCAAAGGAAAUCAAGCUUGAAGAUCACUGUGAAUACAGGUAUGUUAAAAAAAUUAUCACUGUUAUUUAUUCCGUAGCAGUCUGGAGAAAAUUAAACAUCUUACAGCUUGGGAGACAUGUUUUGGAUACAUCGAUUUUCAUCGUUAGUAUUAUUUCACCAAAUCAGUAAAAAGCAAUUUUUUUGCGUGUUUUGAUUAGCUCCUGUAACUUGCAUCAUAAUUCAUUCAAAAUUUUUCGCCAUUUUUAAUUUGCUCAAGUCCCCCGGCCAGUGGUUCAUAACCAGCUAGCCUUGACCAAAUUUGGCAGAUACUUGUGGGAGCCAAUAAAAUGACGUCAGUACUACAGGAUAAACGCCAGCAAAAGGCAUGGAAUUCGGCCUGCUUUGGUAGGGCUGUAGAAAAUAUCGGAAAAUUUCACACGCUUUGAGAAGAUGAAGUAUCCGUACUAGCAAGAACAGCAAAACGACGGACGACUUCUGCUGUUUGAAGAAUAUCUGUUAGACUUAGCAUCCCUUAGGCCAAUGAAAACGGAAAGUACACUUUUAGCCUGCGUAGCUGGCUUGAUCGUUGUUUAGCACGAGCAAAGUUUUUGGAAGAGGAGCUGCGAAGUCGUGAGAAGAAUGGGGAAGGGACGCUUUGAGACGCUUUGAACGUAUUCUUGCGUCUUCGCCACCAAAACUCUCACGCUCAGGAAACAUUUCCGCCACCUACGCAAGCUAGUACACUUUCGGCUUAUCCAAACAAAACUACAGACCAUUUUUUGGUGUUACCAUUGUUGCAAAAUAAUACAAUGUUGAGCUUUUUAAAUAGCGUUUUUAUUGUUUCUUGUUUUUGCAGAUACCUUUUCAACUUCCGAGGUGUAGCGGCAAGUUUUAGAUUCAAGCAUCUGUUCUUGUGCAAGUCAUUAGUCUUCCAUGUUGGAGACGAGUGGCUUGAAUUCUUCUAUCGCGCGCUCAAACCUUGGGUUCACUAUAUACCAGUUGACACUGAUCUCCAUAAUGUUAGGUGAGUAAUGUUAAUAUCACAUUCGUGUUUUCAGAUUUAAUGAAGUUAUAAUGCAAAUUCAGAGUUUCAACGGAUAUUCGCGGAAUGUUUCUCGUGAAAAAUUUUAAAAAAAUAACAUUAUGGGGUAGGGUAAUUUCUGGGUGGAGAACGAAUCCUGGAAAGCUCUUCCGUUUAUAAUAAGCCGUAGCCACAUGCACUCCCUUGAAUACCUCUUUUUGUCGCCCUUCUCCAAAAUUGUGUCUCGAUAAAUAUGUCUGUCGAUACAAAAUGAGAAUUGCGCUACGAAACUCAUAAUUUCAGCAGAUCAGCGUUGCACCGGAGUUGGCUUUCAAGCCAAAUGGCCAAACCUUGGAACGCAAGUCAAGGGAAGUUUAAAUGUUGACCUGCAUUAGGCUUUUCGGUGGCGGUUGAUGAAAAUGUAUGCUUAUGCCUGGUUGUGCCCGUACCAUCUAAAAUAUAAAACUUGCAGGGCAUUAACAGUGUGGACAAUUCUUGGUUAUCUUAUGCAGUAUUUGCUCAUAUACAUAUUUUCACAUGCUCCAUGUAAGGGGAUAUUUAGCGUCAAUAUAACUAGAAUACAGAACGUAAAUAUGAAUACAGGAACUGGAUAAAAAAUUGUCUGCAAAAUAUAAGAUAAUCUAAAUAGAAUAAAUAGAAUUUAUGCAAAAUAUAAUUAUUGUUUAUUCCCCGAUAACGAGGUCCAUAAUUGUCGUGAUUUACCUUGAGUGUUCAAGAUGACGCGAAUCCUUUGUUCUUAUUGGCUCCCCGAGCUAGCGAGAUGAGCCUACUUCGCCCCGAUUUUGCCCCCGCAAGAAAAAAAAAUGGCCAUAAUUUUUAAUCGUUUAUUGAACAAUCUUGUUUGUUGACAGGAGGGCUUGAUGGUGGCUUCGUUUUUCUUUUUUCGUUUUUAUGCACCCCUCGUCCAUAAAAAGACAACAAAAGAAACUGGCAAAUGUCCAUAUCCAUGUGGAGUUCACGCUCGGUUAAUAACAGGGCGUAUUCAAUCAGUUUCUCGUUUAUUCUACCAUCAAAUCGUGCGUUUAUUUACCGUAAAUUAUUCACAACAAUAUCUCACCCUUUAUUUCACCUGCUUGUUUUGUUUAAUAUGUUAGAGACCUUCUAGAAUUCGCCAAAGCAAAUGAUGACGUCGCUAAAGCUAUGGCUGAGAGGUGAGUUGAAAGUUGCCAGGUCGCGCUGUACGGCGUCUUCCCAGGCCUUCUCGGCCAGUUCAUUUCGGUGACGUAUCUGAGAAGAAAUUUGCUCGGACCACGUGACCCGAAACGCAUAGGCCGCGCGUAGUAAUGAGGCCUAGGGACUAGGCAAAUUUGCAAGGAGUGAGUUCACCUGGUAAUACGUCUCUUGUAUCAAGCAAACGAACUACUUCUCUUAAUGCGUCGUUCAAAAAGUAUUGCGAAGGAUAGUUCGUCUAGAGGUAUAAUGCGUCUUGCGCCCCUCUUUAUACUAGAGACGCAUAACCAGACAAACGGCAAACGUCCAGACGGACCGACGAAAUAUCCAUCUGGACGGAUAAUGCGUCCUCCAGUGAAGGAUUCCUUUUGCUCCCCUUUUCUUUUUCCACGCAGACUGCUUCUUAAUAUCCUGUAUAGUCUCUCGACUGCUAGGAUUAACAAGUAUAUGGUUAUGUAGUGGCGAAUAAAAGUGGCCGACUCACUCAUUUUGUUAUUCUCCUUGUUCCCAGAGGUUAUCAGUUUAUCAAAGAACAUCUUCGUAUGCAGGAUGUUAAAUGUUACUGGAAAAAGCUACUGAAGAAUUACGCCAAACUGAUGCUAUGGAAACCGACACGUGACCAAGCAUUCCAAGAGAUAAAGCCAUAGACAUUGUUAUUUAGCGACAAAAAUAGACUUUUAAAGAAUUGUCUUAGUUUAGUUAGUCUUUUUCAAUUUCACUAUUUAUUGGACGCACACCGUAUGGCAGAAAACGAUAAGCACUCAAUAAACA
Molecule: messenger RNA, 10904 nt
Organism: Porites lobata
Lineage: Eukaryota; Metazoa; Cnidaria; Anthozoa; Scleractinia; Poritidae
Source: the annotation of a GenBank genome assembly